This is a messenger RNA of Vicugna pacos (alpaca), 3041 nucleotides long. Lineage: Eukaryota; Metazoa; Chordata; Mammalia; Artiodactyla; Camelidae. The record is from RefSeq and is a predicted model, not a curated record.
AACCUAAAGCCACUGAACCUUUGGAGUUUGAUAUGAUGAUUAGAGCAUAACCCGAGUGACACGCUGAAUUCGCCAUAAUCAAGGAAACCUUUUCCGGUGGGGAUCUCUGAAAUCACUCAGUGAGCAACCCUAAUUAACCUGAUUUUUUGCUGAUAAUCACUCUCAAUGGAAUCAAAUCACAAAUCCGGGGAUGGAUUGAGCGGCACCCAGAAGGAAGCAGCCCUCCGCGCACUGGUCCAGCGCACAGGAUAUAGCUUGGUCCAGGAGUUGCAGGAAAAUGGACAAAGAAAAUAUGGUGGUCCCCCACCUGGCUGGGAUGCUGCACCCCCAGAAAGGGGCUGUGAAAUUUUUAUUGGAAAACUUCCCCGAGACCUUUUUGAAGAUGAACUUAUACCAUUAUGUGAAAAAAUUGGUAAAAUUUAUGAAAUGAGAAUGAUGAUGGAUUUUAAUGGCAACAAUAGAGGAUAUGCAUUUGUAACAUUCUCAAAUAAACAGGAAGCCAAGAACGCCAUCAAGCAACUUAAUAAUUAUGAAAUUAGAAAUGGGCGCCUCCUAGGGGUUUGUGCCAGCGUGGACAACUGCCGAUUGUUCGUAGGGGGAAUCCCGAAAACUAAAAAGAGAGAAGAAAUCUUAUCAGAGAUGAAAAAGGUCACCGACGGAGUGGUGGAUGUCAUCGUCUACCCGAGUGCGGCGGAUAAAACCAAAAACCGGGGCUUUGCCUUCGUGGAGUACGAGAGUCAUCGGGCGGCGGCCAUGGCCCGAAGGAAGCUUCUACCAGGAAGAAUUCAGUUAUGGGGACAUCCUAUUGCAGUAGACUGGGCAGAACCGGAAGUAGAAGUUGAUGAAGACACGAUGUCUUCAGUGAAAAUCCUGUAUGUAAGAAAUCUAAUGCUGUCUACCUCUGAAGAGAUGAUUGAGAAAGAAUUCAACAAUAUUAAACCAGGUGCUGUGGAGAGGGUGAAGAAAAUCCGAGACUAUGCCUUCGUGCACUUCACUAACCGCGAAGACGCAGUGGAGGCGAUGAAAGCUUUAAAUGGGAAGGUGCUGGAUGGUUCCCCCAUUGAAGUAACCCUAGCCAAACCAGUGGACAAGGACAGUUAUGUUAGGUACACCCGAGGAACAGGCGGAAGGGGCACCAUGCUGCAAGGGGAGUACACCUACUCUUUGGGCCACGUUUAUGAUCCCACCACAACCUACCUUGGAGCUCCUGUCUUCUACGCCCCCCAGGCCUACACAGCGAUCCCCAGCCUUCAUUUCCCAGCCACCAAAGGACAUCUUGGCAACAGGGCCAUUAUCCGAGCCCCUUCUGUUAGAGAAAUUUACAUGAAUGUACCUGUAGGGGCUGCGGGAGUGAGAGGACUGGGAGGCCGUGGCUAUUUGGCUUACACAGGCCUGGGCCGUGGAUACCAGGUCAAAGGAGACAAGAGAGAAGACAAACUCUAUGAUCUUUUACCUGGGAUGGAGCUCACGCCAAUGAAUCCUGUCAGUUUAAAACCCCAAGGAAUUAAACUUGCUCCCCAGAUAUUAGAAGAAAUUUGUCAGAAAAAUAACUGGGGACAGCCAGUGUACCAGCUGCACUCUGCCAUUGGACAAGAUCAAAGGCAACUCUUCUUAUACAAAAUCACCAUCCCUGCCCUGGCGAGCCAGAAUCCCGCAAUCCAUCCUUUCACACCUCCGAAGCUAAGUGCCUACGUGGAUGAAGCCAAGACGUAUGCAGCCGAGUACACCCUGCAGACCCUGGGCAUCCCCACUGAUGGAGCCGAUGCCGCCACCACAGCUGCUGCUGCCGCUGAUGUUUUCUCUGCCUCCUUCUCCAGGCUACGGUCUCCCAAAUGCACCUGCCUCCAUGUCCGCAGCCCAACUCAAGCAGGCAGUGACCCUGGGACAAGACUUGGCAGCAUAUACGACGUAUGAGGUCUACCCCACUUUUGCAGUGACUGCCCGAGGGGAUGGCUAUGGAACCUUCUGAAGACAUCUUUCUUUUCAUUUAAGAAUGAAACACACAAAGCUCGAUCUAGAAGAAAUAAACCUCUCACUCAGUCCCUUAAUGAUCACAAGUAAUACUUUCCCCAGAGUGAUGCCUUUCUGGAUAUGGUAUAGCUUAUACUGAUUGUAGAAUUGUGAUAUGAGAACUUUAUUCCUAAUGAAAUCAAAUAUUAGGAAGCCAUUUGUCUAACAGAAAGCUAAAGAGCCAUUUCCCCCUGAAAGUUGUUCUUCCAAGGUUCCUGAGUGUCUUGGGAGUAUGUUUACAUACCCUGACAGAGUGAAGAGAGAUCUUUAGCCAGUAAGAGUUCAGGGGCUAAGCAGAUCUGGGCAGCCAGUAACAACCAAAGGAGCCAAGUAAGUUCCAAAGUCUUAACCCCUAGCUCACAGCUGCUUCUGUAAUACACAAAGUCACAAAAGGCAAAGGGACAGUAGGAGAUGCUCUUCCACACCCAUUCCCCAUUGCCCACUGCGUGGUACGUGCCCAUAGGCUGGAGCUCCUGAGAGACUGUCCAAGGUCUAAUGCAGUCAGCAUCAUUUCAGUCUGAAAACUCCAUCCAGUCAAUCUGUCAUAGGUCAGGAUCUUCUCAUCCCCUGCAGCCCAUGGGGACUUGGAAAUUGACAUGAUGUGUUACAGCUAUAGUUUAAACAAACCCAGGCCCAUUGUUUAUUAAACUCAUUAGCCCACACCUCUUUUUGCCUGGAACUCCUCCCCUUCCCAAGGAUGCCCACAACAUAAUAGACAUGCCUACUUGAAAUGACUUUUUCUCAUUUUAAACAUUUUGACUUGUCCAUACUGAUUUAGUCUCAUCUCAGUCUUAUUUUGCUCAUCUGUCAUAGCAUAAAAUAAUUCAAAUCUAUAGAAUAUCAUUUAUGAUACUUUUUCCUAUUCAGAAAAUUGACGGAAAAGUCAUUUCAAACAAAGGGAGAGGUGAAGAUCUACUCUCAUUUCUUUGAUGUUUUUAUAGCACCCAGCCCCCAUCCAGCAUUCAGAGACAGUUACAUUAACUUGGGUUUACUUUCUAACCCAUUUAUACUAACUCUGCCAAAAAAAAAAA